Fusarium verticillioides 7600 is the source of this 2912-nucleotide messenger RNA. RefSeq names its product dipeptidyl-peptidase III. Gene Ontology annotation, molecular function: dipeptidyl-peptidase activity; metalloexopeptidase activity. Bases 665 to 2725 code for a protein of 686 amino acids. The record is from RefSeq and is a predicted model, not a curated record. Gene Ontology annotation, biological process: proteolysis. Lineage: Eukaryota; Fungi; Ascomycota; Sordariomycetes; Hypocreales; Nectriaceae. The transcript is spliced from 7 exons. Gene Ontology annotation, cellular component: cytoplasm.
GAUGGCGGCAUUGGAGAGCAACUGCUGCGUAGAGCCGUGCAGUGAAACAACACUUCGUUUCUCAGUGGUAACUACUCCGUAUGGUCAAUUCAACUGUAAGCUUUCAAAUUUAUCCAACAUCAUGAAACAAAAAUAUCCAAUUCGUUGCAGAGCCCUCAUUGGCUUUUACGAUGGGGCUUUGUGCACCGCCGCCUUACUAGCUGCUAUAGGCAAUAAGCUUUGGGCUUUCUGUUUGCCGCCUUGACACGUUUAGGAAGCUGUGUUUGUCCCCAGAUUAACAAAGAUUCAUUGGCCGACGUGACCUAAAAACGUCAGUCACAGCCACGGGCAUGCCUUUUCCCAACUCACCGUCUCUUAUACUUCAGAGACUACCUUCACCAAGAACAGCGGCCUUGAAGUUAACUACCCUGACGCGACGACCCAUUCCUCGCCUUACGAAGUCUUUCAACCACCAGAGCCUUCACAAAUUUUCGACCUCUGCCAUCGUCAUGAAUCCAAACGAGCUGGUCCACUACCUCGCCGACAAGCCCCCCUCGGUGGUUAGGCUCGAGAUUGAGAAGCACUUCGAUGCACUGAAUGACAAGCAGAAGCGUUACGCUCACUUUGUCAGCAAGUAAGUUUUAUUACCGAUUGUGUAUAAGUUGUGAAGCUCGAUCAAAUUGGAAUGAGGGGCAACAAUGCUUAUGAGAGAGGGGUCGUGUGGCUUAUGUUGACAUACAAUUAUAGAGCUGCUUUUGCUGGUACCAGAAUUGUCCUUCGACAGAUCUCCCCCGAGUCUGAGCCAAUAUUUGACUUGAUCUUGACUCUCCACAAGUCUACCAACGGCGAUUGGACUGCCCUAGCAAAGAAGGCUGGCGUCCAAGAGGAUGAGCUUACCCGGUUCCUCGAGUACGCUGCUAUGUUUCUUGGCAACAAUGGCAACUAUAAGAGCUUCGGUGACUCCAAGUUCAUUCCCCGGUGCUCGGAGAAGACUGUGGCUGCUCUCGCUUCCACCUCACCCGAGGCCAACAAGUUUUACGAGGCGACAAAGGGAGGCAUCUUCAGCUCUAGUAACCCCGCCAUGAUGCACCUUGGCUAUCCCGACGACGGGCACAUGACUACUUACUACCCUGAAUCUUCGCACAUUAUAAAGGACGAAAUCAAGGCUGUUUCUGACUGGAUGGAAUCCAAGGGUCUUUUGCCCGAGAACAACCGACUUCGCAAGACCUCAGAGGGCAACUACGAGAUACUGAUCGCGUCGGCUGUCAAGGAAAUCCCCAGUGAAGGAGGUGAUAUUGGCAAGCAGACCGAGUUUGCCGUGGAUGACGGACCUCUCAAGAGCAAGACAAUCAAGCUGGUCUACGGUGACUAUGCUGAGGAGAUGAAGAACAUCACAGCUUUCAUCAACGGUGCUGCCGAGAAUGCCGAGAACGAUACCCAGAAGAAGAUGCACGAGGCUUACAGCAAGUCCUUUGAGUCCGGCUCACUGGAGGCCUUCAAGGAUAGUCAAAGAUACUGGAUCAAGGACAAGGGUCCUAUGGUUGAGUCUAACAUUGGCUUCAUCGAGACCUAUCGAGACCCUGCUGGUAUUCGCGGAGAGUGGGAAGGCUUUGCCUCUAUGGUCAACCUUGAGCGAACUCGCGCAUUUGGAGAGCUCGUGAAGAACGCCCCCAAGCUCAUUCCGCUGUUGCCCUGGGGCUCGGAGUUCGAGAAGGACAAAUUCCUGUCUCCCGACUUCACAUCCCUCGAGGUUCUCACCUUUGCUGGUUCUGGUAUUCCUGCUGGUAUCAACAUCCCCAACUAUGACGAUAUCCGCCAGACCGAGGGUUUUAAGAAUGUGUCACUGGGGAAUGUUCUCAGUGCCAAGGCCCCUGAUGAGAAGAUUCCUUUCAUUCGAGACGAAGAUCUUGAGGUCUACAAGAAGCAGCGAGACGCUUCCUUUGAAGUCCAAGUUGGCCUCCACGAGCUUACUGGCCAUGGUUGCGGUAAACUUCUCCAAGAGACAUCCCCAGGCACCUACAACUUUGACAAGGAGAACCCUCCCGUCAGUCCUGUGGAUAACAAGCCUAUCACAACCUGGUACAAGCCCGGACAGACUUGGGGUUCUGUCUUUGGUAGCAUUGCGGCCUCGUAUGAGGAGUGCCGUGCUGAGCUUGUUGCCAUGCACCUGAGCUGCGAGUUCCCCGUUCUCAAGAUUUUCGGAUUUGGUGAUGGUUCCGAGGAUAUCAAUGGAGAAGCUGGUGAUGUGCUUUUCGCCUCCUACCUGUCCAUGGCCCGAGCUGGACUUGCUUCCCUUGAGAUGUGGGACCCUAAGAGCCAGAAAUGGGGCCAGGCUCAUAGCCAAGCUCGCUUCUCCAUCCUCAAGUGCUUCCUUGAGGCCGAGGACGAUUUCUGCAAGCUUGAUUACAAACAGGAUGAUCUUUCCGAUUUGACCAUCAAGUUGGACCGCUCCAAGAUCCUUACAGCUGGCCGAGAUGCUGUCGCCAAAUAUCUCCAGAAGCUGCACAUUUACAAAUCGACCGCUGAUGUCAAGACUGGUACUGACUUUUACGUGCACAUGACAACGGUUGACACUGAAUUCUGGGGCAAGAAGGUCCGUGACAUUGUUCUCAAGAACAAGCAGCCUCGCAAGGUCUUCGUCCAGGCCAAUACAUCUUUGGAUGAGGCAUCUGGAAAGGUUUCGAUCAAGCACUACGAAGCUUCAUUGAAUGGCAUGAUUGAGAGCUGGGUGGAGCGCGACUUGUAAAAAAACAAAAAAAACAACAAAAACAAAAAACAAAAAACAAGCAACAUCAUGGCUGCGUUACUGGGAUGGCAAUUUGAGAAUAAGUAAAGAGAUUAGAUAGAACUCAUAUUGAUGUUAUGAAUCCUCAUCUCAGUCAUCCUUUGCCCACCCGGAGAGGAUCGACACACCCGCAGACCGAUGAACGCAC